UUAAAAAGAAAAGAAACCUCAAAAUUACCCGAAAAACAGGAGCUGCAGGAGUUUUAAUUAUGCAAGAGCGAGAAAGAGCAUAACCUACCUACUACAAAAACAAAAAAAAUUAUAACUCGCCCUCAGAAAGAACUUGCUUGUAUCAAAAAAAAAAUCAAAAAAAAAGUUUGAGAACCACUGACCUCAACCAACCAACCAACCUCCGAAGAAAAAUCAAAGAUGUCAGCAAAAAAUUUUCUGAAAAUUUUCACACAAGUUUUUGCAUAAAAUCGCAAUUUAUCAUUAUCGUGUGUUUUGAUUUUUAUUAAAAAAAUCAAUUAAAAAUAUUUCUAAUUCGUUUGGAAUAAAAUUUUCACCAAAAUUCUUAUUUUUCCAUCGAGAAAAAUCAAUUUCAAUUAAACCAUCACAAAUUGAAUUGUGUCGGAGUCGAGUUGUGACAACAGGGAAGAAAUUUACAAGAGGCUAGAAUUUGUUGGUUCUAAUCUGAUUUUGCGUGGGUUUUGUUGAUUUGGGAACAAUACAAUAAAAGACACGAGGGAGGAGGGUUUUAUAUUAAGUACUUUUGUCAAUUUUAAACAUCUGGCAAUGGAUGUUGACGUUUCAAAGUCUUUGAAACGAUGCCUAAGUGUGCCAAUCAUAAAUAACCAACUUCCGAAUCAGCAACAGCCAUCGUCGUCGUCGUUGGCCACGAGUUCAAUCGUAAACAAUCAAACACCCAAGAAACAACAAAUUCUACCUAAACAUCAAUUUGCCCAAUCAAUUGAGAAAAUGACAUCGACAACUGCAACAUCAACUGUGCCACAAAUAUCGAAUCCACCUUCCAGAGAAGUAUCACCAGCUCCAGUUUUUAAUAUAUUCGCUCCACGGGCACGUCGUUAUUCAGCGAGUUUUAGCCCUCUAGGAGUUGCUGCUGCAGCAGCAGCUGGUGGAGGAGGAGGAGCUGGAGCAACAACUCCAGUUCCUAGGUUAACUCCACGAGUGUCACAGUUGCGACAAGAGGAAUGCGCUGAUUUGAACAGUCGUGAAGUCAAUCACGAACGUGAGGUACACAGUGCUAUACAAAUGUCUCAGAGUUGGGAGGAUUUGACUUUAGUAACAGAGAAUUGGUCUUGCAAAUCAGAUGAAAUGAGCAAUCCGCUGCAAGUGAAUUUGCCAUCGGGAAUAUCAAGUUGCUCGAGUCCCAGUCCAACAAGUAAUAGAGCUGGAAUGCGACUACCCUAUGGUCUAUCACCUUCACCUACCCGCCGUACUUUUUCCACCAGACGUUCUAUGUCUCCUAUUGCAAUGCGUCCAAGUCAAUUAGGACCAGUUAAGCGAAAGUUUGAAUUGGAUGACACAAGUAAUUGGAAUAUUUAUUCUCCUCCACCAUUAAAAAAGAUUUUCACAGAAAGUCGUGGCUCGUCUCCUAUUUGCCAAUCACCAUCCUCCGUAUGUCCCAGUCCAGAUUCUGGCACCUAUGAUGGUCGAAUAACUCCAAAGCUAUUCAUUUCAAAACUAUGCACCAACAAUACAACCAACUCCACAUCAUGCUCUUCUCCCAUGGGCACUUCGCCAGGAAUUGAUGCUGGAAUUGAUGUGCAGUCGAAUGGGUCGGUGUCAAGUCCCGCCACAAACACAUGCUCAUCGAGCGGAAGUGAACCUAUGUGCAUAACGCCAUUCGAAAGUGUGUCCGAAGAAACUAAUUCAGCAGUUGGAAAGAAAGUCGCCACCCCUGUGGUGGACAAUGAUGAUGCAACUCUAAUGGACGACAUUAAGAGUGAAACGUCUUCGAUAAGCGGUGACUCGUGUGUCUCCAGCUCUGGUUCUGAAAUCCCAAAGCCAAAUUUUUUAAACAAAAUCCCAACUAACACUGGAUUUGGUUCGUCGUCAAAUCACCCUGCCACCAAAGCUGCAGGACAAAUGAAUGAUGUGUCAUCAUCGACGGCUACAAUUCAGCCAACUACUAAUACUUGCAAGCCAGACAGUAUUAUUUAAACAAUGUUUACCCCACUGAGGUUAUGUAUAUAAAUUAUUCAACAAAAAAAAAACAUAAAUACCCUACGUUUAUUUACUUAAAUUGAUAUUAAAACAAAAUAUAUUAUUAAUCUCUUAUAUUUAACAAAAAUAAUAAUAAUUAAGAACAUAAACAUAAAUAAUGAACGAAAGCUUUGUUGGACAGAAAUGAAGUGUGUUUUUGACGUUUUUUUAACUCAUUUUUGUAGAGUUGUUUUUUGUCUAGUUGUUAAUCGAAGUGCUUAGUUUGUAGUUAAUUCUCAUUAGUUUUUUUCCCGCAUUGUUUUAUUUUUUUUUUUUUCUGUUUGUUUGUCAAUAUUCUGUUUAUCCAUUUACUAUUUUUUCUUUUCUUAUUUUAAACACAAUAACUUAUUAAAUAGAUUGCUAGUUUCGUAUAUAUACACAAAUUAUUAUUUUAGCGUACAAAAUACCAGGUAUGGAUUUAGGAUAAAUUAGUUAUUUAAAUUGAUUCAAAUUUUUAAAAAUAUAUUAUAAAAGAAAAUAAUUAUAUAACCAAUAUAAUAUUAUAUAAUAUAUAAACAUAAAUUAGGUUUUCCUUGAUAAAACCGCACGGUCAUAGCUAAAAAAUUAAAGUUUUUUUUGUUUUAUUUUGAAAAUGUAAGCCAAAAAUAAGUAAAAAAAUAUAUAUAAAAAAAUGUAUUCAUCUUACCUGGUUGUUAACAUUUAAGUUCGUAAAAUAUGAAACAAAUAAUAAUGCUUGGUAUUGUAUUAAUCUAUACCAACGACAUAAUAAAGAGUGUAGAAAAAAUCACAA
This is a messenger RNA of Episyrphus balteatus (marmalade hoverfly), 2767 nucleotides long. RefSeq lists its product as uncharacterized. The coding region runs from base 586 to 1974 and encodes 462 amino acids. NCBI's taxonomy places the organism in Eukaryota, Metazoa, Arthropoda, Insecta, Diptera, Syrphidae. The transcript is spliced from 5 exons. Gene Ontology annotation, molecular function: protein serine/threonine phosphatase inhibitor activity. The record is from RefSeq and is a predicted model, not a curated record.